Messenger RNA from Naegleria fowleri, 627 nucleotides. RefSeq lists its product as uncharacterized. The transcript is spliced from 6 exons. Gene Ontology annotation, molecular function: protein binding. The record is from RefSeq and is a predicted model, not a curated record. The coding region runs from base 1 to 627 and encodes 208 amino acids. Lineage: Eukaryota; Heterolobosea; Eutetramitea; Acrasida; Naegleriidae.
AUGUUUAUAAUUAUUUUGAAACAGUUGACUCCUUUAGAAACAGCAUGUUAUAAUGGACAUUUAGAAAUUGUGAAAGUGUUGUUGGAGUUUCCUCGUAUUGAUGUCAAUAGAAGCGUUGAUUGUCCUUUAUAUUAUGCAUGUGAACAAGGUCACUUGGAAAUUGUGAAAUUGUUGUUACAAGCCAAGGAUGUUGAUGUCAAUAAGGGUACCCCUCUAUAUGCAGCAUGUAAAAACGGACAUGUUGAAAUUGUGAAAUUAUUAUUGAAUGUGGAGGGCAUUAAUGUAUAUAAAUGUUAUCCUCUCCAAAUAGCAUUAGAAAAUAGACAAAUGGAAGUUUUGAAAGUUCUUCUUGUUCACAAUGUUGAAAUUGAUUUCGACACUUGUCAACUUGCAUCACAAAAAAGAAUUAAUUUGAAUCAACUCAAACAACAAGCUCUUGAAAGCAUUGCCAAUCAAAAACAAACUUCCUCCUUAAACUCGAACAACACUAGCGGAGAGUUGCAAUCAACACAAUCAACACCAUUGUCAUCGAUCACUUUGACAGAAACUGAAUGGAAGCAACAGAAAAAAGAAUUGGAAGAACAAGUGAAAACUCUCGAAAUGAAACUUGCAAAUCAAGAACAAUAA